Nerophis ophidion (straightnose pipefish) is the source of this 2334-nucleotide messenger RNA. RefSeq names its product nucleus accumbens-associated protein 2-like. Gene Ontology annotation, biological process: regulation of transcription by RNA polymerase II. Lineage: Eukaryota; Metazoa; Chordata; Actinopteri; Syngnathiformes; Syngnathidae. Gene Ontology annotation, molecular function: DNA-binding transcription factor activity, RNA polymerase II-specific; RNA polymerase II cis-regulatory region sequence-specific DNA binding; protein binding. Bases 692 to 2308 code for a protein of 538 amino acids. The transcript is spliced from 7 exons. The record is from RefSeq and is a predicted model, not a curated record.
UGACUUAAAAGUGUAGUUAGUGAUGACUAAACAUGACUUAAACAUGUACUUAGUGAUGACUAAACAUGACUUAAACAUGUACUUAGUGAUGACUAAACAUGACUUAAAAGUGUAGUUAGUGAUGACUAAACAUGACUUAGUCAGCAUGAAUGGCAGCACUGCAAUGCAGCUGUACAUUCAUGCCACACACACACACACACACACACACACACACACACACACACACACACACACACAUGCCAGUGCCCCCCCCCCCUCCCUCCUGGUCCUCUGCAGGACAGUUAGCCGCAUUAGCUCCAGCGCUGUCCUCAGAUGACUCCGCCCCCUCCCUCCCCAUGUCUGUCUGCUCCCCCCGCCCCUCACACACACACACACACACACACACACACACACAGGAAGCAGCAGACGCUGCGUAGCCGCACGGAGGAGGAGGAGGAGCAGGAGCAGAGAGGAGGUGAACAUCUCCACAACAACUAAAGUCUUCUCGCUCCUCGGACUUGCCAGCCGGGUCGGACUAAGCGUGAGCAGGACUGGACUUCAGCAGGUCAGACAGUAAAGCAAAGAUUUGACCUUCCGACCUUUUCCACAGCCUCCUCCUUUGACCCCCGACCCCGCCGCCACGCCAUGGCCUCGAACCCCCGCGUAGGCGACCCCGACACGUGAUCCCGCCCUGACUCGGUCCCGCGCCGCCAUGACGGAGGGGCUGCUGCAGGUUGAGAUCCCGGACUUCGGCAGCAGCGUGCUGGGCAGCCUGAACCAGCAGAGGCUGCUGGGAAACCACUGUGACGUGGCCAUCCUGGUCCAGGGUCAGCUCUUCAAGGCCCACCGCGCCGUCCUGGCCGCCUCCUCGCUCUACUUCCGAGACCUGUUCAGCGCCGAGUCCUGCCAGGCCAGCGAGUCCUCGCAGGUGACUUUCGAGCUGCCCUCCUCCGUCACGCCCGCCUGCUUCCGGCAGAUUCUCUCCUUCUGCUACACGGGCCGCCUCAACGUGGCGCACGGCGAGCAGCUGGUGCUCAUGUACACCGCCGGGUACCUGCAGAUCCAGAACAUCGUGGAGCGGGGGCUGGAACUCAUGAUGAUGAAGUCCUCCUCGUCCUCGCCGUACUGCUGUGACUCACAGACCACUUCAGCGGACGAGCUGGGAGCUUCCGAGCCGCCGCUGGUCCAGAAUCCUCGGCCGCGGGGGGCCAGUCCGUCCAUGAGUCCAGAAGAGCUGCUGCUGGCGGUCAGCAGGAUCAAACAGGAGAGACAAGACUCGCCUCCCGCAGAAGACAUGGAGUCCAGAGCCGAGCUCCGGACCGCCACAGGGGGCGCUGUGUGCUACCUGGGCGCAGGUGGGGGCGUGGUUCUGGGCCUGCAGUCCUACCUCCUGGCAGGUGGGGGGCGCUCUAGUUCGGAAGGCACGGACUCGCCCCCCUCGCACCCCCCGACCGAGGAGGAGCUGGAGGACAACUACUUCAGCCAGUCCGGAAUGUUCCAGCACGUCUUUGGACAGGAGAAGAUGGAGCUGCUGCGUCCGGCGCCGGGCAGCGAGCGGCGUGCGUGCGUGCUGGUGGGCGGGGACAACAUGGCGCUCCCGGCCAGUCUGGUCAGUCAGAUUGGAUAUCGAUGCCACCCCUCCCUCUACGGCGAGGGGGAACCUGGGGAGAAGGUGGAGCUGGUGGCAGGCUCAGGUGUGUUCAUGACCCGAGGUCAGCUGAUGAACUGUCACUUGUGUGCUGGAGUCAAACACAAAGUUCUGCUCAGGAGGCUGCUGGCAACCUUUUUUGACAGAAACACUCUGGCCAAUAGCUGUGGGACUGGGAUCCGCUCCUCCACCAAUGAUCCCAGCCGAAAGCCCCUGGACAACCGAGUGUUGAACACAGUCAAAGUCUACUGUCAGAAGUUUGCUCCGAGCUUCAAGGAGAGCGAGAUGAACGUGAUCGCAGCAGAUAUGUGCACCAAUGCUCGCAGAGUAAGAAAGCGUUGGCUCCCCAAGAUCCAUUCUCUGCUCGCUGACUCCGCCCCCCAGCCCCGCAGGGCCAGGAGGGGGGCCGCGGUGCGAGGGGACGUCCAUUUGGAACUGGAGCUACGUCCGGCAGGCCAGGAGGCGGACAGGGAGGAGCCUCGCCUGCAGCUGGUUGGCUCGCGAGGGGGAGGAGCCAGGCAGAUGGGCGUGGACGCAGGAAGUGACGGGCGGUCACAACAUCAGGACCCCGCCCUCUGCGUCUCGUCCUCCUACUCACCUGAGUCCUCCCCCUACCUGGCUGAGACUGCACCUCCUGACACUGAUGACAGGGGGGCGGAGCCUCUUCAACACAGCCAAUAAGCUCUUGACUGCAGGCGCCUAACUGU